Messenger RNA from Petromyzon marinus (sea lamprey), 1501 nucleotides. RefSeq names its product ARF related protein 1 (gene ARFRP1). The record is from RefSeq and is a predicted model, not a curated record. Gene Ontology annotation, molecular function: GTPase activity; GTP binding. NCBI's taxonomy places the organism in Eukaryota, Metazoa, Chordata, Hyperoartia, Petromyzontiformes, Petromyzontidae. Gene Ontology annotation, cellular component: Golgi apparatus. Gene Ontology annotation, biological process: protein localization to Golgi apparatus; intracellular protein transport; Golgi to plasma membrane protein transport.
GGACGCGGCUCUCGACCUGGAAGCGCUUCCACGUGGUGGUGAUGAUGAUGCGCUCACCACAACCACCACCACCCCCCCGACAGGCUCACAGCGACUCGAGCUGCUGAUGCUGAUGGUGGUCGUGGUGGUGACGGCGGUGCCGGUCACGGUGAUGUGAGGAAUGGGACGCCACGUCUGAGGAGGAAGAGCGGCCUUUACCAAGUGAAAUCAGUCCCAGCAGCAGCAGCCCCGAGAUGUACACGCUGCUGUCGGGCUUGUGGAAGUACAUGUUCAAGAAGGACGAGUACUGCGUGCUCAUCCUGGGCCUGGACAAUGCGGGCAAGACGACGUUCCUGGAGCAGACCAAGACUCGAUUCAGCAAGAACUACAAAGCAAUGAACCUGUCCAAGAUCACCACCACCGUGGGACUCAACAUCGGGACGAUCGACGUGGGGUCCGUGCGUCUCAUGUUCUGGGACCUGGGCGGCCAAGAGGAGCUUCAGUCACUGUGGGACAAGUAUUUUGCCGAGUGCCACGGCGUCAUCUACCUGAUCGACUCCGUGGACGAGGGGCGCCUCGUGGAGUCGAGGGACGCGUUCGACAAGAUGGUUAGCAGCGAGGCGCUGGAUGGAGUGCCCCUGUUAGUGCUGGCCAACAAGCAGGACAUGGAGGGCUGCCUCACGGUGCCCGACAUCAAAACGGCGUUCAGCGACUGCGCCACCAAGAUCGGCAAGAGGGACUGCCUGGUGCAGCCCAGCUCGGCGCUCACCGGGGACGGCGUGAACGAGGGGAUCGAGUGGAUGGUGAAGUGCGUGGUGAGGAAUCUCCACCGGCCCCCGCGGCACAAAGACAUCACCUGACCCCGUCUCCACCGCCUUGCGCUCCUCCCGCUGGGCGUGGGAUCUUCUUCGUCUGUCUUCGUUCAACUCAACCUGUGGGUUGGGGGGUGGCCGGGUGACGUGCGGGGGAAGGGGGCGAGGGAGGAGGGGAGGGAGGAGGCGAGGGUUUGGGAAUGGUCGCGUUCGAGACGCAGAGCCGGGAACUGCGGAGCUUCUUGAAGUCGCGUUCCAGCCGCCCAGCCACGUGACCCAUCCGGGACUGGAACUGGGUUCUUGAGUCUAGCUAGUCGACGGUAACUCAGCCCGGUCGCCGGUGACUUGCAUCUCUAACUUUGUUUUAUUUUCACCACUUAAUUUAGGCGAUUCCAGGCUCCCCUCCCCCACGAAUGAAGCGUUUUACUUCGACAAUUUGACGCGCACCCAGGAAUUCCACCAUUUCCACCAUCGACGGCAACUCGGAUAAGUCGCUCACUCGGCACGAGAUCGGUUAUCGCAAACUCCACCGUCCUGCGGUAAAGUUCAACACGCCAACACCGGUACCACGAGAUCUCGGUUCUCAUCAAUCGCCACGGUGGCGAGAUGUUCACUACCUCGCCUGGCAUACUGGAGGUCGUGGGUUUGAUCCCAACCCUGACGCCUGCUGUAUUUUUGGAGUUUUCAUGUUCUCCCCGUGGUCGUGGAGA